This is a messenger RNA of Callorhinchus milii (elephant shark), 1739 nucleotides long. RefSeq names its product regulator of G-protein signaling 21. NCBI's taxonomy places the organism in Eukaryota, Metazoa, Chordata, Chondrichthyes, Chimaeriformes, Callorhinchidae. The record is from RefSeq and is a predicted model, not a curated record.
CAAACCUCUGCCUCUAUAAGAGAAUGUUGUGGCAGUAAGGUAAAGCAUACGCAAACAGAACAGUGAGUGAAGCUUCAAUUCCAGAACUUCUCAAGACACGCUAAGGAGUCAAGCAUGCCUGAAAUCAUGUUCCCUCAGACACCAUCAAUCGGACUGAAAGAGGGUAACAGCAACAGUGCAAUUAAUGGAGAUAAUGCGGCAGAGAAAAAGAAACCAAAGAACAUAGCCAAGGACCUGAAGACUCGACUCUUUUCUAUGUUGGUGAAUUCUGGCUCUCAGCAAGAGUCAGUGGCACAUCAACCCAGCAUGUCAAAUAAAGUGGACUUUUCCAUCGGCCUUACUCAUGACGAAGCAAUACAAUGGUCAAAGUCCUUGGAAAUGUUACUAACUGAUCCACGUGGUCUUGCUGCCUUCAGGGGUUUCCUCAAGUCUGAGUUCAGUGAGGAAAACAUUGACUUUUGGCUAGUUUGUGAGGACUACAGAAAAACCAAGACUCCUGAGAAACUCGCUUCCAAGGCAAAACACAUUUACACCGAAUUCAUCAAGAGUGAAGCGCCAAAACAGGUCAACAUCGACUUUCAAACAAGAGAGUUGGUUGGCAGAAGUAUUUUACAGCCAUCCAACACCUGUUUUGAUGGGUCCCAAAAAAUUAUCUUCAAUCUGAUGGAGAAAGACUCUUAUCCCAGAUUCCUGAAAUCAGACGUUUACUUGAACCUGAUAAACGGCCGCAAGCCAAAAAACCCAACAGCUAAAAGACCAGUGUUUUAAGAAAAACAGGAAUUGGAGUUCUCCAAUCAAAGCAUGGAUCCAUUCCAUGUUGUCCAUUCCCGAGUACUGCACAGUGCUGGAUAUAGCUAACGAUCUGGAUCUUCCAGCAAUAAAAACUGAAUCAAGAACAACAGUUGAGCAAUGGCACAGUCCAAUGAUGUAUACAAGGCAUCUAAGAGGAAGUCAAAGGAGGACUGUCCAGUUUACUGAGAUAAAGUUCACCACAACUACAUUUGAUGAUGCUAUAUGUACAUUUAUAAAUUUUCCUUUAUCAAGAUACCAAUUUUGCAUCAUAUGAAGAAUUGCAUAGAUACGUUGGGACUGAUUUUAUCUGGUGCAAGGCUGAACGUUUUUCUGUAUAUUGGAGUCUGUGUGAAAUGGUGUUUCUUAGUUAUUCUUAUCAAAGCUGAUUGUAACUUAGAGAUAAACUAAAAAAAACAUUUCCCUUAACUGUUAGAGCAUGGGCUAUGCAGAACAGUCUUAGCAAAUGUUUGUGUAGAUUUCCGAGCACAGAAUCUCCUAUAGCGCUUUGAAGAAUCCAACUGAGUUUGUCACCUCUUUACACAUUUUAUGCAAUAAUCUAAAUAUUAGGCUAAAGAAGGGAAUGUGGUGAACAAGUUAAAUCAUUUAUUUAUUACAUUUUUUUCUAAUUUAUAGGGGGACAUCUGAUCUUCGAUUUUAAUUAAUAAUAUGACAAACUGCCAAUCCAAGUACCAAGUUACUAUAUGUUGCUUACCAUGGAUAAUGGAAAUAUUACGUUCUGAGUGCAUUUUUAAGCACUUUGGUAAUUUCAGAAUUUGCUAGUCUUUUAUUUGUAAGGCAGGAGAUUCAGACAAUAAAAUGCUGGUGACAGAAGAGAAUGUCUGAACAGUUAGUGUACUAAAGAUGUUCUCAACAGAGCCAAAGGCAUCCUUGCAGUGAUAUCAAAUGCCAUGUUACGAUCUUUAAAAUAAACCUGGAUUUUGACCGUU